GUCCUAUGCCCGUCGCAACCCUUGGUUCUGACUGGCCUACAUACCUAGCCUGGCCUGAUGUCUGCUUGGGGAGGACUGUGUGUCUGUCACCAGCGCGCCAAUGGCUCCAACGAUUCCAAGCCGGGGUCCGAGGCGAAAUAGGACAAAGCUAGAGCUCCCCCGUCGACCUGAUGGUAUGGCAAAAGUGAAGACAGUGUACAGAUACAGUUCCGGACUUUGGUGCCGCGAGAGCUCCCAUCCCCCCCUCUCCUCUCCUCCCAGAGAGUUGGUCAGUCUCCGUGACAGCACCACCGGCCCCCGUGUGGAAAUCCUCCGCAUUUUCCUCUUCCCCUGUCACCGAUUCUCCCAUAAUAACUGCUCCACUGCCGUGCAUCCAUCCCUUCUUCUCACUGUUCCGUCGUUCCUCCCCGCCCUCAUCCUACUCCUCCUCCUCCUCCUCCUCCACGGUCUCCGUGAAACGCAGCCUCGAUACCUUCGAGCGUGGCCUGACGUCUUUCGUCGUGAGUGAUCGCUUUUGAGAACCGAGUCGCACCGCAACCCGCGACGACAAAGAGGCCUAGCUGUUUAUUCGCCACGACCGCCGCUCCGUCGUCGUCGUCGUCGUCGUCGACGACCAGAUAUUACCCGUCACACACUCCACCGCCCGCCCCCCGUCCUGUGCUGCACUGUCGCGGCGCACCGACACCCGCCCACCACGUCGUCCACGCAGCUUCUUCGCCUCCAGACGCAGGCCAUGUCCCCGUCCUCGACGGGCGAUUCUCCCCGCUCGGCCACGGGCAACGCGGGGAGGCCCUUUUCCAUGCCGUCACGCGAGACCUUCAACAUCGAGGUGCCCUCGCCGUCCAUGACCAACGGCAUACACCCGUUAAAGUCGCCUGCCUCGCUCAAGACGCAAAGAACCCCCAGUUUCAGCAGAGAUGGCAUCCUCGGCUCCGCACAAAAGGCCCGGAACAUGUCUCAGUCGUCCGACAACCGCCCAGAUGCCCUGGCCAAUGGCAUGAACCAGCAGCACAGCGAUGACGGCUCCAACCCGCUCAAGAGGAGGAACACGGACGUCGGCAUCGACUACCCGCGCAGGAGGGCCACAAUCGCAUGCGAGGUGUGCCGGUCCCGCAAGUCUCGUUGCGAUGGAACCAAGCCCAAGUGUAAGCUCUGCACCGAGCUGGGCGCCGAAUGUGUUUACAGAGAGCCCGGCAUCAAGCUGGACGCCGGGGACAAGCUGAUUCUGGAGCGUCUGAACCGCAUCGAAAGCCUGCUGCAGAUGAACAUGGUUGCCGGGCAGGCCAACGGCAUCGCCAUCAGCCAAGAAUCCCCCUCCAUGAGCAACGGCUCCGGCCUUAAUGGCGGGGACAGCAUGAUGGGCGUGUCCGGGUCCGGCAACAUCGUCUCCAUCAUCCCCAACGGCGGCCUGGGCACGUGGAACAACCCGACCAACAUCUCGACCAUGCCCAAAAUGCACACGAACGCCGCUCUCCACCUGCUGCAGUGGCCUCUCAUCCGCGAUCUCGUGUCCCGCCCGUACGACCCGCAGGUUCUGCUCCAGCUCGAGAUGGCGCGCGAGCCUCUGCACUCGCUCACCAAAACGCCAUGCGUCGAUCUCUCCAACACGACGGCCUACAUUGAGGCUUAUUUCGAGCGGGUCAACGUGUGGUACGCCUGCGUCAACCCCUAUACGUGGAGGAGUCACUAUCGGACGGCUCUCUCUAAUGGAUUCCGCGAGGGAGCAGAAAGCUGCAUCGUCUUGCUAGUUCUGGCUCUGGGCCAAGCAAGCCUAAGGGGCAGCAUCUCGAGGAUCGUCCCCGGAGAAGACGCACCCGGCCUGCAGUACUUCACCGCCGCCUGGGCCCUUUUGCCGGGCAUGAUGACAUCCAACAAUGUCCUGGCUGCCCAGUGUCACCUUCUGGCCUCUGCUUACCUAUUCUACCUCGUGCGCCCGCUCGAGGCCUGGAAUCUCCUGUGCACCACAAGCACCAAGUUGCAGCUCCUGCUUAUGUCGCCCAACCGAGUCCCGCCGAACCAGCGAGAACUGACGGAGCGUAUUUACUGGAACUCGCUCUUGUUCGAGAGCGACCUGCUGGCCGAACUGGAUCUGCCACACUCGGGCGUCGUCCAGUUUGAAGAGAAUGUUGGCCUGCCCGGGGGGUUCGAGGGCGAGGAACAAGAGGCAAUUGGCCGUGACGAUCUUUGGUACUUCCUAGCCGAGAUCGCGCUGCGGCGGCUCCUCAACCGGGUGAGCCAGCUAAUCUACUCGAAAGAUUCCAUGGCCUCCACCACCAGCCUGGAGCCGGUGGUGGCGGAACUCGACUUCCAGCUGACGCAAUGGUAUGAGAGCCUGCCAAUGCCGCUGCAGUUCCCCUUCACCCGCACUCUGCUCGCCGAUCCGGUGCAGACGGUGUUGCGCUUGCGGUUCUUUGCCUGCCGGACAAUCAUCUACCGCCCGUACAUAUUGGCUGUAUUGGACAACGAGCAAGCCGUCCUGGACCCUGCAGUGCGCGACAGUUGCCACAAAUGCCUCGAAGCCUCCAUCCGGCAGUUGGAGCACAUCUCUCAGCAUCACGCCGGACACAUGCCCUACCUAUGGCAAGGUGCCCUCUCUAUUGUGUCGCAGACGUUACUAGUGAUGGGUGCGACCAUGUCGCCUUCUCUGAGCAGCAUCCUCCUCACCCUCGUACCUCAUCGGGAAACCAUUGACCAGAUCAUUAAUGACGUGGUGAUGGAGAUUGAGCGAUAUUCGACCCUGGCCCCUAGCCUAAGCCUAGCUGCAGAAAUCAUCAAGGAGGCCGAAGUGAGAAGGAGGGCAUACCUGAGCGGGUGAAAGCCCGUCACACAACCUUGUAUUGGAACAGGAGACACACAUCCGAAAAAGCACAAAGGGUGGCCAUCGAUACAUCCUCGACAGCCUCCCUCCUCCCUCCCGCUCGUCCAUGCGGGGCAGGGCACCCCGGAUCUGUGAAGAAGGGGGGGCGGAGUGUACGGUCGCGACCGCAGCAGAGCGCGUGCAGGACAGCAGACGACCAGAAAACAUCUGGGGUACAGAAACAAUCCGGGGUUGCGCCACUUGGAGGAGGGUUGGGCCUCGUCUGCGAAUUGGAGAGGCCUGGUUGGCGGGUAAUACUUGGUCUCACGGUUUAUUCGGACCGAAAGCCCGGCGCUCGCCCUUGCGACCAAUGGAUUUAUCCGGCGCCAACCCGCUUCGAGGCGACACCCCCCGCCCCUCAUCUUCCCCAGAGGGAAAGGAGACGGCUGGCAUGCUGCCUCUUUCCACAGACAGGAGCGGUGGCUUGACUGACAAAUCGACCCUCCAGCAGCCAUGUUGGAAAACGGGCCGUCAGGCGAUAUCCUGCUCCAGGUUCUCUUCGGGAAGAUGAUGGCUGAUGAGCACGAGCGAUGAUGAUGGAUUUUGGGAACCAGGUGGCACGUCGGGGGCUUGAGGAGGAAGGACGGUUUACACCUUUCUGGCCCAGGAUCGUGGCCCCGAACGCUGACAUAUUAAUGUACAACACGGCACUGUUGAUGGAAUACCCCUUUAUGCACAUGCAAAUUACAACUGCAAUUCUAGAUAUGCAAGGCGUCCCCCCUCUGACCUGCGUUAAGCCGUAGACACCAAGGCUCAUCGUGUUCAUGUUGCGGCAUUGCCCCCGGUACAGAAGGUCAGGAUGCGGGCGUAGUUCGACCCAGGCUACACGCGCAGCCUUACCGUUCGCCGUAAGAACUCCAACAACUGGCUUGCGUGCGGGGUACUUGGACGCCUCCUGGAUGCGAGAUGCAUACGCGAAAGGGACUCGCAUACAGGACAGUCACGCGGCGUUGUAGCCAUGCUGCGCUACACCCUCCCUCCCUGCGACCUUGCGUCCUUGCGUCCAACUGACCUCGU
Messenger RNA from Colletotrichum destructivum, 3874 nucleotides. Its product is annotated as Putative zn(2)Cys(6) fungal-type DNA-binding domain-containing protein. The transcript has 3 exons. The record is from RefSeq and is a predicted model, not a curated record. NCBI's taxonomy places the organism in Eukaryota, Fungi, Ascomycota, Sordariomycetes, Glomerellales, Glomerellaceae. Gene Ontology annotation, biological process: regulation of DNA-templated transcription. Gene Ontology annotation, molecular function: zinc ion binding; DNA-binding transcription factor activity, RNA polymerase II-specific. Bases 734 to 2815 code for a protein of 693 amino acids.